Necator americanus (New World hookworm) is the source of this 1056-nucleotide messenger RNA. RefSeq lists its product as uncharacterized. Lineage: Eukaryota; Metazoa; Nematoda; Chromadorea; Rhabditida; Ancylostomatidae. The record is from RefSeq and is a predicted model, not a curated record. The transcript has a single exon. Bases 1 to 1056 code for a protein of 351 amino acids. Gene Ontology annotation, molecular function: catalytic activity.
AUGGCGAUCUGUACUUAUAACGUACGUACGCUUGCAUCGGAAGCGGCCAUCGAAGAUCUGAUGAUGCAAGCCAGGAAGAUCAAGUACGACGUCAUCGGACUGACCGAGACGAGACGACGUCACCCUCUCAACGCCGUAUAUGAAACUGGAGAAGAACUGUUCUUAGGAACAUGCGACAGUAGAGGUGUUGGUGGAGUUGGCGUCCUCGUCAACACGAGUAUGGCAAAGAACAUCGACUCUUUUGAACAACUUACGACCCGAAUCGGACGUCUGCGGAUGAGAAGAUGUGACCCAAUACCAGCUUUGACUAUCUUCGUCGUUUACGCUCCAACAUCAAGCUACGAAGAAGAAGAAGUCGAAGCUUUCUAUAUGGACCUGGAGAAGUUCUACCAAGAAGAUCAUGCCUUCUACAAGGUCAUAGUUGGCGAUUUCAACGCUAAGGUUGGCCCAAGAAGAACGCCGGAGGAACUUCACAUCGGGACCCACGGCCUACAAUGGAAUGACCAGGGAGAGAGGCUCUCCGAGUUCAUCAUGACGACUAAGACCAUCCAUGGGAACUCGCAAUUUCAGAAGCCCUCUUCUUUACGCUGGACGUGGGAGUCACCCGGUGGAGGGUACCGUAAUGAAAUAGACCACAUCAUCGUCAAUAAAAGGUUCUGCCUGAUGGACGUCGCUGUUGUGCCAAAGUUCUACACGGAGUCGGACCAUCGCCUCCUACGAGGAAGAUUUUCCUUCACAAGGAGAGCAGAGAAAGCCGCCAAGUUCAGAGAGAGAAAUCCCAGGACUACCAUCAACUGGGAUCUCUUCGCUACGCUAGCCGGCUUUUGGGAAGAUUCCGCAAUGGACAACAUCGACGAGGAAUAUGACCGGCUUGUCGAACACCUUCACGACUGCGCGAAGAAGGCUGAGAGUUUUAAAACCACCAAGAGGCGCCUGUCUCUUGAAACUCUUGAGCUGAUACGCCAGCGUGGAGCAGCACGAGCCGCAGGGAACCAAGAACUCACGUCCGAGCUCGCAAGGCUUUGCCGAGAGGCGAUAAAGGAAGACCUUAAAUAG